Achroia grisella is the source of this 997-nucleotide messenger RNA. Its product is annotated as protein FAM166B-like. The coding region runs from base 74 to 829 and encodes 251 amino acids. Lineage: Eukaryota; Metazoa; Arthropoda; Insecta; Lepidoptera; Pyralidae. The transcript is spliced from 5 exons. The record is from RefSeq and is a predicted model, not a curated record.
GGGCUAGCGCGAUGUUAGCGGCAACAUGAUGGCAUGUUUACGUUGACACAAAUAAUAAUAAACAUUGAAUAACAUGUGGGUUGAUGUUAGUGGGCGCGAACGACAGGGUUACAUGAAGCAGACCAACGGCUCCUUCAUACCAGGAUACACCGGACACUGCCCUAUGUUAAAAUUUCGUUUCGGUAAAUGCUACGGAGACAACACAAGACAGAUUCUACGGGAAAUACGGUCUAAAGGGUUAUUCAAUAAGCCGUUAGAAUACCGACCGCGCGACAACUACGAGUUGGAGAAUAUGCCACGACACCGAAACCCUCAGGAAGACGUGUACGACGGACUGCACAACCAGCAGACGGCGUAUAUGACCGGCUAUACGGGAUACGUACCCGGUAUGAACUUCAGAUAUGGUAAAUCCUACGGCCGUUCGGCCGACGACUGCAUGGCUGACUUCACGGAAAGACAGAGAGAACUCAGACGCAAAACUGAUUUGAAUAAAACCUACGCCAGAUCUAGGAGUGCGCCAAAAAUGGAAACCAUUCACUCCAGAGACGAGAUCAGACGUGACCUUAAUAGAUUCAGAGAGAUUAAUAAGUACAAAGAUAACACAAUAUCUCCAGAAUUUCCGCCAAUCGCAGGAUAUACCGGCCAUAUUCCUCGCAUUAAAGGAACCGAAGCGUCCCUUAGUCAACGGUAUCAUUGCGCAGCCAAACGUGGUCUGGAACUUAUUAAAAUGGAGAAAGAAAAAAGAAAAGAAUUGCAAAAUGCCAACGCUAAUAUUAGAUCGAUCUUAAAAGAUCGUGAUAAGAGAUACUCUUAUUGGGAUUGGGGAUAGCAUACAGGCAGAAGAAUGUUCUUUACCAAAUGUAGAUGAGCAUUCUUCUAUAAAAAGCUCUACAAAGGAUAGACCAACAAAAAGUUUAGAUGAAUAUUAAAUGAUUAACAUAAAACAAAAAAACACAUUAGGACAUCUUCAGGCCUCAGGAUCAUCAAAGCCUCAGGA